Porites evermanni is the source of this 10113-nucleotide messenger RNA. The record is from the annotation of a GenBank genome assembly. Lineage: Eukaryota; Metazoa; Cnidaria; Anthozoa; Scleractinia; Poritidae.
CAGAUAUCGAGCGAUGUAAGAUACUUUUGUGUUUUCGAGGAGCGAUGCAAAAAUGGCAUCUGCGGAUCGCUUUAAACUCGUUACGACCUCAGAAGUGAACGAAAUCAUUAACAAUGCGGUACCAGAGAACACCAAGAAAGCAACCAAGUUUGCUGUAAAGAUUUUUAACGGUUAGUGUUAGGUUUGUAAGCGAUUUUAAUAGACCCCGAGCAAACACGAUUUUUCAUGGUCUUUUUUACAAUAUCGUUCGCGUGCUAAUUCAAGUUUACGGUAACCUGCGCCCGACUUAGAUUAGUUUUGGAGCACGAAACAAUCAUGAAACACAGCCCAACAGAUCGUGGAAGGGUAUUCCCGAGAUCCAAGAUUUUGAAAAUACAGUGCGGGAUAAUUCGGAACAAGUUACGGGAUACGGGAUUUGAUUGCUACCCGGAAAGCGGGAUUCGCCAAAAUGUGGGCAGAGGAUACAGGAUUGGAACAGAGGCUUAGGAUGCAGGAUUCUCGUGAAAAAGGAGAGUGAGUGCAGGGUGAGGACCCUCCAUUCCAGACCCUAGCCAGGAUUUUUUUAAUAAGAAAAUUUUGGCUGCUAUUUUCAAUUUAAAGGGAUGGCUUGUUUAGUUGUAAGAGAACUUCAUGCAGAAAGAGACAUGUGUUUUUAUGUAUACCCAGGUUUCCUAGAAAUUCCAUAGCAGAACCUAAUGCUGGUUGCAAAGGCUAAAAAUGAUGCCCUGUUGUGUUUUAGAGUGGUUCUCACAGCAAACAGAGUUCUCAACCCAGUUGGAAGAAAUGGAGAAAGCUGAGCUGUCUAAGUGCCUUGAGAAGUUCUACCUUGGUGCUAGACAAAAAGACGGAUUUUUUUACAAAGCUAACACCUUAAGGAGCAUCAGGGCAGGUCUUGACAGAUAUUUGCAAAGUCCAAACUUAAAGAAGCCAUUCAGUAUCAUAACAGAUCCUGAGUUCUUCCAGGCAAAUAAAGCACUAGAUGCCUUCGUAAAAACACUGAGAAAAAGUGGUGAAAUUGCUGAAGUAGUCCACAAAGGAUCACUCACUCCAGAAAUUGUGGAGAAGCUAUUUCAGUCUGGUCAGCUUGGUCCAGCCGACUCGAAAGAUCCCUCUCAGCUCCAGAAUACUGUCUGGUUCUACAUUUCUAUUUACUUUGGCAAGAGAGGCAGGUUUAGUUUGGGCGAAAACCAACGAAAAAUGACCAAGCACAUGUUGGCUCUUAGAACAACUCUCAGUGGUCGACGGUUCUUUGAAAUCAACCGAGGCGUGGCUGGUGCCCUCAUGGCCAACUCCAUCACCCACCAAGGUGUCGUCAAAAGUGUAGAAGAAGAGUGGUCCAGUGCAAAAAUGUUUGAAUGUCCAGGAUCACCAAGAUGCCCAGUUGAGACCGUGAAAAACUAUCUUCUUCAUUUACAUCCUGGGGCGGAGUUCUUCUUCCAGAAGCCUCGAGCCCUCAGUGGAGCAAAGUUCAAUCCUGCCCUUGAUCAGAUAUGGUAUUGCAAUGCUCCAUUAGGUGACAGGUCUCUGGGAGAAAUGAUGAAGAAAUUGACAUCCAGGGCUGGCGUUUUUCCCUAUUUGACAAACUACUGCAUUAGAGCCACAAAUGUGGAUGUGCUUGGCUAUGAAAAUGUUGAAGCCUGCCAUUCAAGACCAUUGGUUAGUUUGAUGGCAUGAUAGAUAGCUGAAAUUAUACAAUAUUUUUAGGCCACUCAUUGUUAUAGAAUCAUUUUAUUGCUUGGUAUUUGUUCAAUUAACGUAAUUUAAAUUCAACUAAUGAUGCAGCUUAAGACACUAGACAAUUUGGAUACAUGAUAAGUGUUACAAUAAAUAAUAAAGCAACUGUGCAAUGCAGUUUACUGACUGAAUGUCAAAGUUUUUCAAAAUACAUGUUGAAAAAGGAAAAUACCCAGACAUUUUGACAGUGCUCCAUCGUCUUUAGUGGACCACUGGGGAAGAGGAAGCACCCUUGAAAUGUCUGGUUUUUUCUCCUUUUUCAACGUGUAUUUUGAAAAACUUUGAAUGGGGGACUGUGAACAUUCUAUCAGACGUAUUUAAUUUGCAUAUUUUAGCUGAAUGUUUUACAUACAAUAAUAAUUAUAAUCCACUGUUAUUUGCAGCUUUGUUCAGAUUAGUCUUUGGUCUGCCUAUGUCCCUUAAUAAUAUUUUCCUUCUUUGUCUUGUCUCUUUCAGACUCUAAGUAUUGCUGAAGCAGCAGAGAGUGUUUCAAUGGAUGAAAGUGAAUCAGAUAAAUGCACUUCUUCAUUGUCUAAUACGUGGAUGCCAGAAUCUUUAGACCUGUUCAAGAAACUUGCUAGUGAUUUGAUAGACCAUGGAAAAGGGGACUGGAUAAAGCACACAGAUGAUCUAUCCUCUUCAUCAUUCAACGGUGAAAAGAAAUUGUUCACAAAAGCAGUAAACUCUGAAUUUCCAGGGAAAUUCUUUGAAUAUCAGUAUUUUGUCAAUAAAGACAAGCGGAAACUAAAAGGUGUUGUUCAGUUUGGACCAUACACCCAAGGCACACCAGGGUAAGUCAGUUUCUGUACUUUAUUACUGUUUUACUUAAGGUAUCUGCACAGGCAAAUUUUGCACAUUUUUGCAUCAUUUUUAGUGGUUGUUUUAUGGAUAAUAUGUAUAUGUCACUAUAUUGACGGUAUUCCUCAGUUCUUGAGGAACUAGAAUAUAUCAAAAUAAACUAUGUUAUGUCACCCAAAAGGUGUUAAUUUAAUUACCCCCUAGGGUGGCACAGAAAGAGAAAAAUCAAAAUUUCAGAAGAAUCCUUAGAGUUGUUGUUAAAAAAGAAAUGUAACACAAAUAAGGACGUAAGAUAGAAUAAUUCUGUGUUUGACCACGACACAGCUCCAAUUAAUCCGGCCUCUAGGGCACAAUUUGCUAUUUUGUAAUUUGACCCAUAUUUUGACAUCAAUAACUCAGCUGUACGGCAAUUCUAACCUUUAGUCAAACACAGAUCUGUUCAUUAACAUGCUGUUUGUGUAUUUGCCAAAUUUCACGAAGUAAUAAUGAUCCAUUCCUCCAAAAAACUGGUUCCCGUAAGUCAAGGUAAAUCGGUCACGCGGUAAUUAACGCUUUUCCAGUGUGAAAAAGCUUAUUUUCUUCUCAAAAUCAACUGUUUUUCCUCGAUACUACCAUCACAGACCUUCUUGCCCGCCAUUUUGAAUCACCGCUGUGUAAAAUGCUCGUGGAAGCCUAAGAAAAUGCCAAAUGACCUCUCUAUAGCCCCCUUGGAUUUUGAUACGUGACCAGUUGCUAGGUGUGACGCAUUUCCGGAAGAUGCGUUACUCAGUGUCAGCUUUAAUGCAGUGAAGCGCGCCGAAGUAUGAAGAUUGAAGAAGAGUUUUAUUCAAAAUUGAAAAGAAUUGCUUCUGUAAAGUGAAAGAAAUUGGCAGAAAAACAGACCAGAGGAUUAGGGGCCAAGAAAACGUUUUACUCUCCCGGCAAAAUUGUCAGAAAAUAUCAGGUGAGAAGACACACCGAUGUAAUGUAAAUUUAAAACAAUAAUAAGCCCUGGAAAACGGAGUGUAUUUCAAGAACAUAACAAAUUUUGACAAGAAGCAAGUAAUAUUAGUCAUCACAGCUUUAACAGAAGCAAGAAAAAUCAAGUUGGACACACAGCGGCUGUAGUUUGUCAAUGAAUCCAAGCAGUGAAUAGAUUUUGUUCAGCACAUCAAUAGAACUUGAUGAUGGAAAGAGGAGUCAAAUUGCGCUCCUGCCGUCCUUUUCCUUAGUAACGGAAAUGAAAAUUUUUCUUUAACUUCUGGUAAAUCAGUCAACUUUUGAGUAGAUUUUCUCUUAAAUGCCAAGGUAUAUUCAAAAAAGAACACCAGAUAUGCAUAUUACAUCAUCUGAACUUACUGUAGAAAGAUUUUGAGGGCAAAAUAAAAUGUUAAAAAUUUGCCUGUGCAAAUACCUUAAAUUUGCUGUUGCUAUUUGAUGCCUUGAGCGUGACCCACUGCAUGUUGUCGAGAGCUUUUAAUAGGGAGCUUAAGCAAAGACAUUUUUUAACGACACACGUCAACUGGAAGUGAGGCCUUGUCCUUUUUUUAAAAUAUUAAAAUAUGUGUUGACGUUACCAAAUUUGUUUUGCUAGGUUCCUUUACUUUUACAGAGACAAUUUGCUCGAAAAUGCAGGCAAAACCAUUGCCAAAGAAUGAAAAAAAUACACUUCCGGUGGAUGUGCGUCACUCCAAAACGCCUUUGAUAAUUUAAGCUCCCCAUUAAAGCUGGCCCGGGUAGUGGAUUUUCCUUACGUAUAUGUAUUAGAUUGUGCUUAGGCUACUCUGGGCCAUGGAUGAGCAAAAAAUGGGGAAUUUUAAAGAUUUCCCAUUUUAUUUGGCUCAUCCAUGUCCCAGGGUAGCCUAAGCACAAUCUAAUACAUUAUAUUACAAGGAAAUCCCCUGCCCUGGGAAGAGAUAAGCCAGUAUUUUUCAAGUUUUCCUAAAUGCAGUCUAAUUUUGAAUGUUGCAUCCUGGAUGUCACUUAGAUUUCAAGUUGUGGGUAAAUAGGACAAGUAGGCAGGGAAUAAAACAGCUAGUGAUUUCUUUUGGUUCUUAAUUUUUCUUUUAUUUUCCUGUGAAAGUAUUCGAGGGCCACGUUCAUAGCAGCUUGGGGAAAUCCCGACGCUGUCCCUGUCUCUUUAUAUAUCAUUUUUUUUCUUGGUUUGUCUUAAGGCAUGAUUUCUAAUGGCUGGGAAUUGUUUCCUGUUACAGUGUACAAUCAAAUCCUGUUAAUACCUGACACUGAGGGGACCACAGAAAGUGUCCUUAUUAACUGGGCUGGUACUGGGUUGAAUUUAGAGAAAAUGUUAGGGCUUUCUUUCCCCAGGGACAAAGCAAACUGUCUGUACUAAUGAGGUGUCCGUAUUAUCAAGCAGGUGUCCAUAGACCGGGGUUUAACUGUACAUGUUGCUACAUGUAGCACCAAUUGGGUCAAUAAGAAGACUUAUCUUCUCCAGUUUGAAGUCUACAGUUUGUAUAAGUACCCAACCUUUUAAGUAACAGUAAUAAGUAUUACUCUCUUGUUAUGUUGAUAGCUGUGUUCAUCGGGGUGCAAGUACAUGCAUAUUGGAUGAUGCCAUCAAUGCUUGUGUAAACAGAUGUUUCUCUCAUUGCAUUACAGCUUCAUUGUCCAUGGAAUACAAAAGGUAAGGAAAGGAAAAUAAUAUCACGAACAAUAAUGGCUCUAACAACGACCACAAAAAACCCUGACAAUGUUCAGAUGGUUGUACCAAGAUAGGCAGGGUCAUGAGUCUUUUGAUGUGUUAAAAGUAUAUACAGUCCACUCCUGGUAACACAAACCCUCUAUAACUCGAACCUCCUGCUAACUCGAAGCAAUUUUCAUUUCCCUUCAGAUCAUUUUUAUAUAAUUUUACCCUUGAUAACUCGCACUCCUGAUAACUCAAACUUUUUUCUACUUCCCUUGAAAGUUCGAAUUAUUGGGAGUCAACUGUGACACUCAUGCCAGUGCAUGGAUAGCAAUUUUAUCAUGCUUCUUGGGUGGAUCUACAUGUAGGGUUUUGAUGGGGAGCAGGUUAUCUCGGUUACAAACUUUGUAUCUAAAGUGAUUCAAGGAAGAAGGCCUUUAAGCAUUUUCAAUGAAUAUCCAUCCAUCCAUCCAUCCAUUCAUCCUGACUAGAGUGUUCCUGUUGUUUUCAUCUCUUUAACCCUUUAAGUCCCAAUAGUGACCGUCAUCAAUUUUCUCCUAAUAAUAUCCAUAUGUUGCCAAGAGAAAUGGUUAUGAGAGUUGAUAAAAUGACCAGUAAAGAAGAAAUUUGCGGAGAUUUUUAAAGAACAGUAUAGAGAAUUUAUAUGUGGAUAUUAGGGCUUAAAGGGUUAAAGGGGCUAUCCAGCCUGCACCACAGACAAAACUAAAACAGGCUAGAAGCUUAGUUUGGCUUUACAGUAUUUCAAAAAAUGAACAAAAAUACUGUCAGACAUAGAAGGUGAUGACCGAUUGUAAUGCGAGCAAUAGUAAUGCACUGAUUUAUCACAAAUGUUUCUUUCAAAAUAUAGCAAUGUUUCUACUAAAGAUUAUGUUAAUUUCUGAUGAAGGGUGGUUGAAUGGCCAAACAGGUGUUUGUGAGUGCUGUAGAAACCAUUGUUGGUUCGCUUUUGUGUUUUGUUGUGGGUAUUGUUUGUUGUCUUUUCAAUCUUGUGUAUUAUGUCAUAAUUUUGGUGAUUGUGCCUAUCUGCAAACUACCUGCCAACUUCCAUUAAGAACCCACUUGCUGGUACCCCAAGGGUUUCCAGCAUUGGUACCCCAAGGGUGGCUGGCACUAGUACCCUAAGGGUGGCUGGCACUGGUACCCCAAGGGUGGCUGGCACUGGUACCCCAAGGGUGGCCAGUGCUGGUACCCCAAGGGUGGUCGGCGCUAGUACCCCAAAGGUGUCCGGCUCUGCUACCCCAAGGGUGGCCAGCGCUGGCACCCCAAGGGUGGCCAGUGCUAAUACACCAAAGGUGUCUGGCACUGCUACCCCAAGGGUGGCUGGCACUGGUAAUCUAAGGGUGGCCGGCGUUGGUACCUCAAGGGUGUCCGGCACUGCUACCCCAAGGGUGGCCGGCACUGGCACCCCAAGGGUGGCGGGCACUGGUACCCCAAGGGUGGCCGGCGCUGGAACCCCAAGGUUGGCCAGCGCUGGUACCCCAAGGGUGGCUGGUGCUGAUACCCCAAGGGUGGCUGGCACUGGUACCCCAAGGGUGGCUGGCAUUGGUACCCCAAGGGUGGCUGGCACUGGUACCCAAGGGUGGCCGGCGCUGGUACCCCAAGGGUGGCCAGUGCUUGAUGGAAUUGCGACUGUAUUAUUUUUAUUUUACAGACUGGAAGAAAUUCCAAGAUGUUAGCUUCUUGUGGAAACUUUAUUAUUUUUUUUGAAAGAGCAUCGUCUAUUUUGCAAUGGAACUAGCCAUCUGCAAAGGUUACAAAAAAUUCUUAAAAACAAUUGAAAAUUAAAAAAAGAAAGUAAAGGGAUGCAUAAAGUACGAAUUUUGUGAGAAAGUCCUCCCUCACAUUAACAUUUUGGCGAAAAGUAAAUCAGUUUUUAAUCAAACAUGAAGAAUCCAAUCAUAUUAACUCCAGCUCUCUCUAUUCAUAUGAAAAUUCGAACAUUUUUAGUUUUUGUUUUUAGUUUUCUUCCUCUAGGAUCUACUACACUGGUCGAAUCCAGGGUUGACAAGGUGGAAGGGAAAAUAAUAUUUUGCUCAGCCGAACUGAAGUCCCCGGACGGCAAAGUGACAUUUGUAACUGCUAAUGCGUUGUUCAUUCAACUGGGUACACAAGGAAAAGGUGAAGUUGAUGUAGAUAGAAUGAUACUUCAUUUUAGAGACCUUAGUUGUUAAUUUUAUUACGGUUAUUGAGCCGUGAAAAGCUUUUACCAGGCGCAUAAGAAAUACAGUGCAUUAGAUAACUGAUAUGGGCGAGAGGACACGUCCGAGGUGAUAGCCUGCGUAGCUGGCGGUAAUUUUUCUGCGCGUGUGUGAGGCAAAGCCGCGAGAAAAUUUCAAAACGCCUCCUCUGCCAAAAUUUGAAUCGCGCUGACGAUCCCGCCGGCUACAGAGGCUAACGAGGUGAAAAGUAGCCUCAUUGCUUUGCCACUCAGUUGGUGUUAUGCACAGUUUCUCUUUGCACCUUAUCGGUUCGUAAAAGUGUGCAUUAUGUUUAUUUAUUGUAGAUUUUUUUGAAAUUGUUCACGUUUGGAGGAACCGGUUCCCGAACAAUAAAAUUCAAAAUUGUUGUUAUAUUAGUUCACAACGUUUGAAGAAGAGAUUAUAGAUGGUAAAGGGACUAUGUGAAAACGUGGCUCUGGAAAUUGUAAGAUGUAAUUUGUAUAGGUAAUAGCAUGAUUUGUGGUGAUAUUUGGCAUAAAUACAACCAGUGAUAUUUCAAGAUAUCACGUACAAAUCAUGCUAUUAUUUGUUUGUACUACCUACCUGCAAAUGGUUUGUAAUUUUCACAUAUAGCUAUUUCAAAUUAAGCUGAAAUGCCACUGUUGUUGCCAAUCAAAUUGCAGAAAUUUCUCAUGUGGUAGUAUAAAGAAGAAAAUGAACUUGUUUCUUUGAUUGUAAUGAUGUAUAUAACAGGAAUGAAAUUGAUCGCCAAAAAAAGCCGCACGGGUGAUAAACAAUUUACUGUCUAAGAAAAAGGAGGAGGGGGAUGGGAGAAGUGUCGCUUACUUGAUGGUGGCGNUUGUAGAUUUUUUUGAAAUUGUUCACGUUUGGAGGAACCGGUUCCCGAACAAUAAAAUUCAAAAUUGUUGUUAUAUUAGUUCACAACGUUUGAAGAAGAGAUUAUAGAUGGUAAAGGGACUAUGUGAAAACGUGGCUCUGGAAAUUGUAAGAUGUAAUUUGUAUAGGUAAUAGCAUGAUUUGUGGUGAUAUUUGGCAUAAAUACAACCAGUGAUAUUUCAAGAUAUCACGUACAAAUCAUGCUAUUAUUUGUUUGUACUACCUACCUGCAAAUGGUUUGUAAUUUUCACAUAUAGCUAUUUCAAAUUAAGCUGAAAUGCCACUGCUGUUGCCAAUCAAAUUGCAGAAAUUUCUCAUGUGGUAGUAUAAAGAAGAAAAUGAACUUGUUUCUUUGAUUGUAAUGAUGUAUAUAACAGGAAUGAAAUUGAUCGCCAAAAAAAGCCGCACGGGUGAUAAACAAUUUACUGUCUAAGAAAAAGGAGGAGGGGGAUGGGAGAAGUGUCGCUUACUUGAUGGUGGCGCUUAUUUUUAAUGUUGGCCCGAUGCGAUCGGCUGUUAUUUGAAAGGAUCGCAGCUUUGUGCUCAACCUUUGUUGUCCAUAAAGAAGAAGGGGAAUGGAGGGGUGGUGCUUACUCGAGGGGAGGCGCUUAUUUUAAAUGUUGAGGUGAUAUUUGGGCUCUUCUCUGAAGGGAUUACUUAUUUGAGGGGAGGCGCUAAUUCGAGGUUUUACCAUUUAACUGAAAAUAUCAGUUUCUUUAAAUUAAUCCUAGGGAGGUAGGAAGGAAGGUGUUGAUUUCACCAAAAAGCUUCUUAUGCGGCUUCUUGAUUUCACGAUAUUUUUUUCUGAAAUCGGGAAAAUUAGUAAUGAUGAAACAGUAUUAUCAUGGACUUUAGGUAUUACAGGCAAUAAGUCGGGUUCCGAAAGGCCGCAAUCGCUAUCAGCGAGAGCUGACUUUUUGAUCUCAUUUUAGCUUCCAGCAGCGUUCGAGCUGAACAGAAUGCACAAGCAAGAGUUUUAAACUCGUCUAAUGAUCAGAUAUCAAGUGACGAUGGAUUCAGUGGGAACUCCCGUGCAGACACUACAGAGAGAAAGGCAAGAACCCUAAAUAGAAAUAUGCACAAAAAAUGUGAUAUAGUUUUGUUCACCUCAAGGACAGUGGAAACUGCCCGUGAACUAUUGCUGAAAUUUGAUGACUGUUUAGCGUGUUCCUGCAAGGUGCUUUUCUCGGCGUUCAUGAGCUCAGUGCGUCACGGCGACGUAUCCGACUCGAAGGUCCGGUUCUUCGUCAGGACUACGUGACCCAAAGCAAUCUGAUCGCGCGUCUCUCUGUGACAUGACGGUUAGAUUCCAAGUUCUGUAAUAUGUGCAGAUAACAUUAGCUGGUAGAUAAAAUAGUUCAUCGAAAAUACAUAAAAAUUGUUUUCGUAUCUACUGGAAUCUUAUGAGUUUGUAAUUUUUGUUCUUUUCCCGAAAUUCUUUUCGUAGAUGCGUGUGCGUUCAACCCUUCUACAACAGCUUAAGGACCUAAAGGCUUUAAAAGACGACGGCGUUCUGUUGGAAAGUGAAUUUGUAUCACAAAAGGAAAAGCUACUGAGAGAGCUAAAUUCUCUCUAAUUUAGCCUGUUCACAGAUCCUAAAAAGAAAUAUGCACAAAGAAUGUGAUACAUUCUUAUUAACCUCAUGAACAGUUUAAACUGCCUUGGCAUUCGCGCUCGUUCUCGGGCUCAGCGCUCGAUCGCGCGCUGUCGAAUUGUCGAAAGACAAAGGAAAAGCAUCUGUGGAUAGGCUAUAUCUAAUUAAAAUCUAUAAUUGACUUACGAAUCUUAACAAAAUGGUCUGUCGCGACUGAUUGCUUCCACGUGAUUUUUUUUUAAUAAUCGCCCAACCAGUUCAUUGAAAAUUAAAAGAUCCAUCCC